Prorocentrum cordatum is the source of this 489-nucleotide messenger RNA. Lineage: Eukaryota; Dinophyceae; Prorocentrales; Prorocentraceae. The record is from the annotation of a GenBank genome assembly.
AGGGCCUCCGGCGGCCCCGGCCGCCCAGAACGGGGGCCCGAGCCGCCGGGGGCCGAGGGGCCGCUCGCGCGCCGCAGCGCCGACGCGCUGAGGCGCGGGGCGGUGCGGUGCGGCCCUCCGGCCCCGUGCGGCGGCGGGGUCGCUGCGGGCGGCCUCCGAGCAUCGGGCGUGGCCAGCGGUUCCCCCCCCCCUUGUCGCUGCCCCUCGCUUCCCUUGGCCUCCACAGCACACCCCCAGGCCCGGCAGGCCGAGGAGGCGCUUCGGGCCAGGAGCACCUCCAGCAGCCCUCGAGGGCAGCUCCCCGGGCGGUGGGAGGUGCCAGCCUGGCGUGCGAGGCGCACGGUGCAUCUUUUGCGCAUGGGGCGCUCGAGCGCGCGCUCGAGCGCCGCCGCCGGCGCGCUUCUGGCGGCGGUGGGCACGGAGAGGUGCCCAUCGGAGGUUGCCAGAGGAGGUGGAGAUUGCCCUGGCAGGUCCUGGCUCGUUCGCUGA